GUGAUUGUCUCCAUCCCAUCUUGUAUCCGAACAAUGUUGACGGGUAUUGCAGAUAAGUGAGGUUAUGUUUACUGCAUAAAUUUGUCGAGUCAGAUAUCUAAUUUGGGGUGCAAAACUUACUGAUUCAUUAUUCACACUUAAUACAACGCAACAACAUCAAAAUGUUGGUGACUUUAAAAACUUUGCAACAACAAACGUUUCAAAUAGAAAUUGAUCCAGAGGAAACUGUCAAAGCUUUGAAGCUCAAGAUUGAAGUUGAAAAAGGUAAAGACUAUGCCGCCGAUUAUCAAAGACUUAUUUACGCAGGAAAAAUACUUCUCGACGACAACAAACUAACUAAUUAUAACAUAGAUGAAAAGAAAUUUAUUGUGAUCAUGGUAACAAAGCCGAAACCAUCUGAAGCAUCAUCGACUUCUGCGCCCGAGGCUGGUGAAAGUGCCUCUACUGAACGCGGCGAUGGAAAAGAUAAACCUGCCGAAGAAGCACCCAAACCAACACCAACCGCUGCCGCAGAGAGUGAACGCACCGUCGAGCCGCCUGUUGUGGCCAAUGAACCCGACUUCGAGGCGACAGUCCAAAGCAUUAUGGACAUGGGUUACAAUCGGCAGCAAGUGGAACAAGCAUUGCGAGCAUCUUUCAAUAACAGAGAAAGGGCAGUGGAAUAUCUAAUAACAGGUAUACCAGAGGAACUGCUUCAGGAACAAGAAGUAGAUGAAGGUUCUGAUGAAGAUCCAUUAGCAUUUUUGCGUGAUCAACCUCAAUUCCAGCAAAUGCGGGCAGUCAUUCAGCAAAAUCCUAAUUUGUUAAAUGCAAUUCUACAACAAAUUGGUCAAACUAACCCUGCACUUCUGCAAGCAAUCAGUCAACACCAACAAGCUUUUGUGAGAAUGCUUAAUGAACCAAUCAACCCCUCAGCGGGAGGUGCUGCUGUGGAAGAAAGUGCCGCCGACCCCCAGCAGCCUCCACAGCCACAUAAUGUAAUACAAGUGUCACCACAAGACAAAGAAGCUAUUGAACGAUUAAAAGCACUUGGGUUCCCCGAGCACAUGGUCAUUCAAGCUUAUUUUGCUUGUGAAAAGAAUGAAAACCUUGCAGCAAAUUUCCUGCUCUCACAAAAUUUUGAUGAUUAAAGUCAUUUGUUUAUCUACUUGUUACAUGGAGAGACAAAUUUAUAAAAUUUAACACAAGGCAUAUUUCAUAUGUUGUCUUUAUAUCAAUAGCCUAAUAGUUAACUGCUUAUAUUCAUGUGUAUUUUUACACAGUUUCACACUUUGUCAAGGAUUCAACGUCUAAUAAAUUUCUUAUUGUUCA
This is a messenger RNA of Pectinophora gossypiella (pink bollworm), 1311 nucleotides long. It is a transcript of the gene Rad23, whose product is annotated as UV excision repair protein RAD23 homolog A. Gene Ontology annotation, cellular component: nucleoplasm; cytosol. The transcript has a single exon. NCBI's taxonomy places the organism in Eukaryota, Metazoa, Arthropoda, Insecta, Lepidoptera, Gelechiidae. The coding region runs from base 162 to 1130 and encodes 322 amino acids. Gene Ontology annotation, biological process: nucleotide-excision repair; proteasome-mediated ubiquitin-dependent protein catabolic process. The record is from RefSeq and is a predicted model, not a curated record. Gene Ontology annotation, molecular function: damaged DNA binding; ubiquitin binding; proteasome binding.